CCUCAAGAGAAUGUGCCGCAACCAAUCGUUGCUGGAUUUACUUUAUCAUCAUGGCGGAUUCCUUCAACAGGCACAAUUCAGGAAAACUGGAAUUUGCCCUAGACGUUCCUUUCCCGUCAGCGAGAGAGGCUUCCAUAGCUCUUCAGUCUCUCUCCCCGGACCGUGAGCCCAGGAAAGGUGGUAUUAGCAAGCAGCUUGAAGUGUCUGAAAGCACGCUAUCUGUGAGGUGGACUGCAGACGAGGCCCGUAUACUGCGUGUGUCUGUGGGGUCAUUUCUGGACCACCUGUCUCUUGUUAUAGAAACCAUGGACGCCUUUGGACCCCCAGUUUUACAGUGACCUCACUUGAGAACGACAACAUACUAACUGAACUGGAAUAGGGGAGAGGCGACUAUACAGCCACAGAACUGGAAUAGGGGAUAUGUAUCUACCCUCUUUACGGUGCAACAGAGGCUGGUCACACCAGAAAAGAAGGAUGCGGUUCGAGAAAUGUCCUUUCACUUCCUCUUUAAUAAAGAGGUUGGAACUAAAGGGAGAUUGUAAUACUCAUAAUUUGGCAUGGGAGUCAAGCCAUGUACAAUGACAGAUUUGUUGUCUUAUCAAUUGGUGUGAACUAUUGAAUAAACUUUUUGUAUUUGUAUAAGGUUGUAAAGUUGAUUUGU
Messenger RNA from Hypomesus transpacificus, 661 nucleotides. RefSeq names its product EKC/KEOPS complex subunit Lage3. The transcript is spliced from 3 exons. Gene Ontology annotation, cellular component: EKC/KEOPS complex. The record is from RefSeq and is a predicted model, not a curated record. The coding region runs from base 51 to 338 and encodes 95 amino acids. NCBI's taxonomy places the organism in Eukaryota, Metazoa, Chordata, Actinopteri, Osmeriformes, Osmeridae.